Aspergillus puulaauensis is the source of this 1782-nucleotide messenger RNA. Its product is annotated as amidase family protein. The record is from RefSeq and is a predicted model, not a curated record. Lineage: Eukaryota; Fungi; Ascomycota; Eurotiomycetes; Eurotiales; Aspergillaceae. The coding region runs from base 1 to 1782 and encodes 593 amino acids. The transcript is spliced from 2 exons.
AUGACAAGGGGUUUCCUCGCGCGGGCGACGGCAUUGCUCGCUGCUGUUACUCCCCUCGUGGCCAGCGACAAUAGUAGCAGCAAUCAAGAUGCCGAUGCCUUGGCCAUGUCGCAAGUUCUGACGGACCCCUAUACCUAUGACUUUCCUCAUGUCGACGCUAAUGGCGCGGACUUGUUUCCCAUGCGCCCUUGCAAGGGGCACCAGCUGUUGGAAGCCAGCAUCGAUGACCUCCAGCAGUUGCUCUCUGCUGGCAAACUCACCACUGUCGACCUGCUGCAGUGCUAUCUGGAGCGCAUCCACCAGACCGACUCGUAUUUGAAUGCCAUCAUCCAACACAACCCCGAUGCCUACAAGAUUGCUAGGUCUCUAGACCAGGAACGUGCCAGCGGCAGAGUCCGCGGUCCUCUUCAUGGGAUUCCCUUCGUUGUCAAGGAUAACAUCGCAACCAAGGACCGCAUGGAGACGACCGCCGGCAGCUGGGCUCUCUUGGGAUCAGUGGUCCCCCGCGACUCUUUCGUUGUGAAUCAUCUGCGCAAGGCCGGCGCUCUGCUUCUGGGCAAAGCUGCUCUGAGCGAAUGGGCCAGCAUGCGCUCCAACGACUACUCCGAGGGCUACUCGGUUCGUGGAGGCCAGUGCCGUAGCGCUUACAACCUCACAGUAAACCCCGGAGGCAGCAGCUCGGGGCCUGGUGUCGCCGUUGGAGCAAACCUUGUUCCCUUCGCCGUGGGAACCGAAACUGAUGGCAGCGUCAUCAACCCUGCGCAGCGCAACGCCAUCGUUGGAAUCAAGCCUACUGUCGGGCUGACCUCUCGCGACGGCGUCAUCCCCGAGUCUCUCAACCAGGACACCGUCGGUUGCUUCGGCAAGACAGUGCGCGAUGCAGUCUACGUCCUAGACGCCAUCUAUGGCGUUGACCCGCGUGACAAUGCGACAUUUGCACAAAUCGGCAAGACUCCCAGUGGUGGUUACACCCAGUUCCUUGCCAACAAGACCGCCCUCCAAGGCGCUAGAUUCGGUCUACCCUGGGAAUCAUUCUGGGCUUUAGGCGACAGCGACCAAAUCGCGCAGCUGGUCGAACUGGUUCAACUGCUCGAGGAUGCCGGUGCAACCAUUGUCAAUGGCACAGAACUCCCCCAUUACAAGACCAUCGUCUCCCCCGACGGCUGGAACUGGGACUACGGCUCUACUCGGGGCUUCCCCAACGAGUCCGAGUACACCUAUGUCAAGGUAGACUUCUACAACAACAUCAAGGCCUACCUCGCUGAGCUCGACAACACAGACAUCCGCUCCCUCGAAGACAUCGUCCAGUACAACAAGGACAACUCCGGCUCCGAAGGCGGAUACCCGUCCGUCCAUCCAGCCUUCGCGUCUGGACAGGACGGGCUCGAAGCCUCCCUCGCAAGCAAGGGUAUCAUGAAUGAAACAUAUUACCAGGCCUUGGAGUUCUGCCGCCGCACAACACGCGAGGAGGGCAUCGAUGUCGCACUUAAGCUGGGCAACAAUACUGCCCUGGAUGGACUCUUGGUCCCUCCCGAUGUGGCGCAAAGUAUCCAGAUUGCGGCACAGGCGGGAUACCCUGCGGUUACUGUGCCGGCGGGGACGGGUCAGGAGUCGGGGAUGCCGUAUGGGCUGGCGAUUCUCAAUACUGCGUUCUCCGAGGCUGCGCUGGUGAAAUGGGCCAGUGCAAUUGAAGACUUGCAGAAGAGUUCGGGCACGCAGUGGCAGAGGAGUUUACCUGAGUGGAGGGGGUAUUUGGUUCGCAAUUUGCCUGUUCCCCUUUGA